CGCUGCUCGCAGGCCUGCGCUGCCGCCGCAGCCGCCGCCAUGGCGGAAGUCCACAGACGUCAGCAUGCUCCGGUUAAAGGAGAAGCCCCCGCGAAAUCCUCCACACACAGAGAUGAGGAGGAGCUGGGGAUGGCGCCGGCCGAAACGCUAACGGUGUUCCUGAAGCUGCUGGCCGCCGGUUUCUACGGCGUGAGCUCCUUCCUCAUCGUGGUGGUCAACAAGAGCGUGCUCACCAACUACAGAUUUCCAUCCUCGCUAUGUGUUGGACUUGGCCAGAUGGUGGCCACGGUAGCAGUUCUCUGGGUGGGAAAGGCGUUCAGAGUAGUCAAGUUUCCUGACUUUGACAGAAAUGUACCUCGAAAGACAUUUCCACUACCUCUGCUAUAUUUUGGGAACCAAAUCACGGGACUGUUCAGCACUAAGAAACUGAACCUGCCCAUGUUUACAGUUCUGAGAAGGUUCUCCAUUCUGUUUACAAUGUUUGCUGAAGGCGCUCUACUCAAGAAGACUUUCUCUUGGGGUAUUAAGAUGACUGUAUUUGCAAUGAUCAUUGGAGCCUUCGUAGCUGCCAGCUCUGACUUGGCCUUUGAUCUGGAAGGAUAUGUUUUUAUUUUGAUCAAUGAUGUCCUGACAGCAGCAAAUGGUGCAUACGUGAAACAGAAGUUAGAUUCAAAAGAGCUGGGAAAAUAUGGUCUGCUCUAUUACAAUGCACUGUUCAUGAUUCUGCCCACCCUGGCCAUUGCGUAUUUCACAGGAGAUGCACAAAAGGCAAUGGAGUUUGAGGGCUGGGCCGACACCUUGUUCCUGCUGCAGUUCACCCUCUCCUGUGUGAUGGGGUUCAUCUUGAUGUAUGCCACAGUGCUCUGUACUCAGUAUAACUCUGCUCUUACCACAACAAUAGUUGGCUGCAUUAAGAAUAUAUUAAUAACUUAUAUUGGAAUGGUCUUUGGUGGAGAUUAUAUUUUCACAUGGACAAAUUUUAUUGGCUUAAAUAUCAGUAUUGCUGGAAGCCUGGUGUACUCUUAUAUCACUUUCACAGAAGAGCAGCUGAGCAAACAGUCAGAGGCCAGUAACAAGCUGGACACUAAGGGGAAAGGAGCAGUAUGACCUCCACAGACUCUGAAGACACUGAAACAUACUAAUUGCGGGGAGUUAAUACUCCUUUGCAAUUGUACAACCCUAGGAUUGAUUGCUGCCUUUGAAAAUUUAUUGACUGUAUGUUAACUAUGUUUGAAUUAAUUUAUAUCAGACUGGAAAAUGUACUGGGUGGGUUUUAAUUUAUUUUUCUUUUCUGACAGUGAAGCAUCAGUGUUUUGAAAUCUUUUUACUCUGUAGCUUGCAUCCGGGUGGCCCUGCCAAUAUAUACAAUGUCUUCCAGCUAGAGCUGCCUUCUAGUGGGCUGUGUCUGGAGACCAUUUAGCUGGAAAUGCAACUGAGGAUCUGAAAUUUCUUCUCCUUUUCCUCCUCCUCCUCCUCUUCUUCCUUUCUUCUUUUUCUUCUUCCUCUUCUCCUCCUUUCUCCUUCUCCUCUUCUAUUUUUUCUUCCUUCCUCCUUCCUCCACCUUUUUUAUUGCACUAUCUUCAUAGAAUCAUCACAUUUGCCAAAGGUGACAGCUUUGGCACUAAAAGCCCUGAGAUGCUCUGACUUUGCUUUCCUAGACUGUGGGGGGAGCAGAGCAUGCCUUGGAAUGUCUGAUUCCUCUUUGUUCAGUUGGAGACAAGCAAGGGUUAGAGGAAGCCAGCCACUUACUCACUCAUUCAACUAUAGUGCAUUGAGAGUCCCUCUCAGGCUUUGUGCUGAGUGCUGGGAUGCAGAGAUACAUUGGUAAUGGUCCUGCCCUAGACUGAAUGUAAGAUGGAGAACUUGGUUCUCUGUCCAACUGGACAACUCUGGGACGGUGCACUGGUUACUUCAGGUCUCUGGAACUGCAGGUCUACGAGAUUAGAAUCACCUGCCCUGCCUACUCCACAGCCAUGAGUCCAGAGCACACAAGAAAUUGAAGAGCUAUCUAUGUUCUGUACAUCACACAGUAGUGGCUCCGCCUGACCCUUCUCUUAAAGGCACAGUCAAGGCGACUACCAUCCCCCUCCCCAUGCCUUCAUCAAGUAGUUGUAGUUGCUACUCUUUGCAUUCCUGUUUGCAGGUCCUCAUAUCCAGUCAAGGACCUACAUUUCUGAACUGAUUGGUGUGAGGGGUGAGCUAGAUGGGUGUCUUUGCAUUGUUGGGACUUGAUUUUUGUCUUGACAUGAUCUAAGUCGCUCUCCCUGAAUUGACAGGAGGUCCGCUCUCACUGCACAUACAUCUACCUGAUGAGCAUCUCAGAAUGGAUGGACCUUCUCUUCUUCCCUCACUCUGAGAGAGCUUAUGUGAGUGGACAUUGUCUGAACUGCUUCAGGGAGGAGUGUUUGCCAGAGCUGGGUGACAUGGCUAUGAGGCAUCACUGGCUUUGGAGGGGCUUCCUUGGGCCAACAUGACUGCUAGGGAAGGGGCUUGCUUCUGCUUCCAUGGUAGGCAGCUGACUGCAGGCCUUUAGUUCAGAUUUUUGUGUCUCAGUGGGGAAUAGGAAAGUUUUGAUUUUUUUCCCCCCCUCUACUUGAAAUUUUUCAUCUGUAGGCUCCAUCUUGCAUAUAAACUUUGUAAGAAAGACAUUUGCAGGUUUUCUGUAAUCUUGUGUCAGAAAUACAUACUGGAGGUUCUGGUCAGUAGUGCAGAGGCAGGGUCUCCAUGGUCACGGGGCCAAUGAGGGCUUUAGGUCUGGCCUUUGCUUUCCUUACUGGGGCUCAUAGUGAGUGAAGAUGUAAUGACCAGCACAUUUCAUUGUUAAUCACAUGAACAAAUACUGGGCCUGGAACUCCCAAGUAUAUUAUUCAGCUAGAGUCUGGCCUUAGUUGAAAGGAAACAAAUGAAAGAAGUCAUCGAUUUGUAAGUAAUACAUGCCUGCACUGAUUUUAGGCCCACCCCCAGAGAACAGGGUUUCCAUUCAGAGGUCAUGGUCCUCCUAUUUCCUUCUAGCUCAGAUGAGCUGCACAGCUCUUAGAACUGCCUCCCGAGUCCUUCUCUGACAUUGAUGCUCUUUCUUCCCAAGUCUGUACAAUGCUGGUUUCUCCCACAAACAGGCUAUAGUGGAAUUUUCCUUCCCUGGGGAAAAAUACUGAGAAUGAGCACAGUGCCCAGUGCAUAUGGCGCCCAGUGCAUAUGGCACACAGCAGACACAGGUCUGCCAUCCUUCCUUCAGUGCCAGCAGCAUACGGCAACAUGUUUUCCAAGACACAUGAACCUGUGCUCCUUGCCUCCAGAUGCUUAGGCAAGAGUCUCUGUCCCCUAUUUGUUUUGAAAAUACAAAACAAAAAUACUCUCUGUAUAACUAUAGCCACUGUGAUUCUGCUUUUUAAAAAGAGAAUUAUUUUCAUAUUAUGAUGGCAAAUAUGAAAAAGGGACAUCUGUUUUCUGUCUCAGUUGGGAGUCAGUUGCAUUUCAGCAUGGUAGUUCUGUGACGACUCAACUGUCACCCUGAGGUAGCUCCCAGGCCUUCCUCCCUCACCUCAGAGCAAAACACACUGGACUCAGCCUCUCGGUAGACUUUGACAUCAUCAAUUUUCUAGGCCUGCCUUCUGCUCCCACUGUUCACAGUUCACCUUGUGGGAUGAGGAGAAUCUAUCUCUAGGGUUUUGUUUUUUAACCUUUAUUUUGAAAAUAUUUUUUAAAAAGAAAUCUACUGGUUAGAUUUUAUCGUCUCACAGAAAUGUUUUUAGAGAUUAUUUUGUUCACAGAUGUUUCCUUUGUCAUUGCCUACAGGUGUUCACCUCUCACAGUGUCUUUUCAAUAUAGAUUCUAUUUACCAAUUUACUUAGUGUUUUUAAGAGGUACUGAGCAUUGAGAUAUGUAAAUCAGGUGACAUAACAUGGAAAAUCAUGUGCCUAACUAUUUUUUUAAUGAUGUCAAAUAAAUACUUUUUCU
Arvicanthis niloticus (Nile rat) is the source of this 3957-nucleotide messenger RNA. It is a transcript of the gene Slc35d1, whose product is annotated as solute carrier family 35 member D1. The record is from RefSeq and is a predicted model, not a curated record. Lineage: Eukaryota; Metazoa; Chordata; Mammalia; Rodentia; Muridae.